Molecule: messenger RNA, 3817 nt
Organism: Anguilla rostrata (American eel)
Lineage: Eukaryota; Metazoa; Chordata; Actinopteri; Anguilliformes; Anguillidae
Gene: znf385b
Product: zinc finger protein 385B
Exons: 8
Coding region: 527-1768 (413 amino acids)
Cellular component (GO): nucleus
Molecular function (GO): nucleic acid binding; zinc ion binding
Source: RefSeq, a predicted model, not a curated record
UUUGUGGCAUAGCUAUUUCUGUUCAUGCAUCUUCCUUCUCUGCAGUUGCAGUUAGCGCGCAGGGCUGUUUAUAAAGACAAAUCCUGGCGGUUUAACAAAUGUGACCGUGUGCGAGAGCACGGCUGUCAGAAUGGGGGUUCACUUGUUCUUUGUACUUUUGUAACUACUUUGCUGGUCAAACGCCCAGCAUGUUCAUUUCAAUGAGUGUAAGAAACUGCAAGCGAAAUUGCCUGCUCGCCCGCCCCUGUCUUUUACCCUCGCUUUUCCACCCUCACAGAUGGGCGCCUGCACACGCCUGCCCUCUCCUAGACUACCGCCAAAGUGCGCGGAAUUUCCAGGGGGAGGAAAAGAGGCUGUAGCCCAAGAGCUAAGCAGCCACGUUUAUCUCUAAGCGCGCCGUCAGAGACGAUAAGCACGAGAGGCAAGUCGCUGUACCUCUGCUUGCCUUUCAGGAUUCCUCCUCUGUUUUUUUAAGGACACAAAAAACGGGCAGACACACUGCGCGAGCUUAUUCUUGAUUACGAGGAUGUGGAGCAGCGUCCUGAGCAAGGGAAGUUCAUGCCAUAGCAACCCACUUCCAACUGCUGUGCAAACUCCAUCUCUGAUGAUGCAGUCCACGCUGGAUGUGAAACCUUUUAUGCCUUUUCCCGUGGAUGCUACGUCUCCGGUGGGACUCUUCCCCAAUUUCAAUACGAUGGACCCUGUGCAGAAAGCUGUGAUCAACCACACGUUUGGAGUCUCCAUCCCUCCAAAGAAAAAGCAAGUUAUCUCCUGCAACAUCUGCCAGCUCCGCUUCAAUUCAGAUAGCCAAGCCGAGGCGCACUACAAAGGGAGCAAACAUGCCAAGAAGCUGAAAUCACAGGAGUCCACCAAAAAUAAGCAGAAAAGUGCGCCUGCCAAGGACAGCGCAAAGACAAUCAGCACCUCCAGCGCGCUCACUGCCAGCACCUCUGACCAAACAGACAAGACUGCGGCGUCUCCGGACGCGCCUAAAGCCUGCACCCCUGCGAAAGCUUUCGUCCCCGCCUCCGUCGUGGCCCUCGCCGCCGCCGCCACCACCGCCGUCGCCCCCAGCCACUGCACGGCCCCGUCGGAGCCUCCGCUCGCCAGCCCGCCCGCCGAGGCCACGAAGAACGGACCAAAGCCAACAGCCGCACCCGCCCCUGAGCCGAGCGCAGAGUCGGAGGAGGAAAAGGCCAAGAAGCUGCUCUACUGCUCCCUAUGCAAAGUGGCUGUUAACUCUCUGUCACAGCUGGAGGCUCAUAACACAGGUUCAAAGCACAAAACAAUGCUGGAGGCCAGAAAUGGAGCUGGUCCAAUUAAGGCCUACCCCAGACCUGGGUCCAAGCUCAAAGUCCAAGCCACAAUGAUCAAGGGGUCGGGUUUACAGAACAAGACGUUCCACUGCGAAAUAUGCGAUGUCCACGUCAAUUCAGAAAUUCAGCUUAAACAGCAUAUUUCCAGUAGGAGGCACAAGGACAGAGUUGCUGGGAAACCCAUGAAGCCCAAAUACAGCCCAUAUAACAAGCAGCAGCGUAGCUCCACCGCACUGGCAGCCAAACUCGCAUUCCAGAAGGACCUGGUGAAGCCGUUGUCACCGCCGUUCCUUUCGAGCCCGUUCUCUCCGUCCACGAUGCCCUCCAUCUCUCUGCACUCGCGGCCCAGCGCCUCCCUCUUUCAGGCCUCGGCGCUGGCGCCCUCCUUCCUGCGCGCCGCUCCCGGGCCCAUCCGGGCCGCGGCAGGGUCCAUCCUCUUCGCGCCGUACUGACCCCUCCCCCCCUGUCCCCCCGAGCGCCGCGGCGGGGAGGAGCCGGCGGGAGCCGGGCGGCCGAGCCGUCGGAGGACGAGGGCAACGGCGGGACCGCGAGGAUCGAACAAACGUUGUAUUUAUGAAACUCGUUUACCCCGAACCUUCUGCCUCGCCCGAGCAGAUCUGUUAUUGGGGUUGUACAGCAGAUAGAUAAGGAACAAAAAAAGCAUCAAACCGCUUCCUGAACGACUUGAAUUCCCACGGUCUUCCUCACCAAUGAACCCGACACGUCCGCACAUUCUGCAAUGUACCUUUCAUCCCCAGGAUAAUGACAAUGCCCAGUUUUAAUCAUGUCUUGAUGUCGUCAGGACUGUUACGCUUUCUUUUUGGCCUCAGUGCAGUUGUGUAUUGUGUAGCUAACUAGCUGUAGUUUCUGUACUUUCACUAUGAAUUCAGUGCAUACUAUUUCUGCAUUUGGCAGUCAGGAUGAUUACCUGAUUGGACAUUACAUAAAUUACAUUAUCUUUUUUUUUUUCAUACAUUUAAAGUUUUCCUAAAGACAGCAGAAAUAUAUGUAAGAAAUUUUUUUCUGCAUCUUCAGAGGUUUCAGUUUUUUCAGUUUUUUCAUCAUUUUGUUUACUGUUCUUUUUAGUGUUUUUUUACUAUUUUCUUUUUCCACGAAAAAAAAUUUAAAUCCAUAUUUACCAUUUCACUUGCCUGUUCUCUGGCAGGAAAAUCAUGGGCCUUUUUAUUUCUGUGUAAUAUCAAUCAUUUAUAAUGGUGCUGCAUUAUAUUGUGGCCCUUUAUUGCAAUAAUGUACAGAGCAUUAGCUGUUUAAAUUGGAAAUAUUGUAUUUAAUGUUUACCUUACGAGUGGCAAUACCAAUUUUAUUGUAUAGAGAAGACUAGAGAUGCAGUACCUAGAUGCAAUUAUUUGUAUUUUUCAAAUCAGGAAAAAAGCAAUCCACAUGAAGAAAGGAAAAUAUAUGUUCAUUAACCUGGAGUAUUUGUUUAGUGCGUAGUGUGUAUGUAUGGGAGAAAAGUCUGUACACAAGAAAUGUCAAUAAAGUAAAUUAUAAAGAUUUGCUCUCAUAUUACUAUACUGUAUAAUUGAUUUUUUAAUAUAAAAAAUGUCCAGACACAGAAAGUCCUGUUUGUAGAAAGCUGACCUGCUGAAGUGCUUAAUAAUAUAAAAGCAUGCAUGUAAGAACAGUGGAUAUAUUUAAUUCUGUAUGAUCUGUAUAGUAUUUAUUUUCUUAAAUUUUUUAUGAUGCAAAUGAGUACAAAUUAUGAAUUCAUUAAAUUUGCUUCGAGAUAUUCAAGGACAAACAUUAUGGUGCAACGUUUUUUUUUCAUUCAACCCUUUUGUUUAUUGGACAGUUUAACUAUGUUUAACGGUUUGUUUUAUCUGUGCUGCAUUCUGCUUCGAAAGCCAGUAGUUUUGUAUUGCGUUGUCUCAACUGAUUUAUAAUUAGAAGGCCAAGCCUUGCAGGUGUAUUCUGAUCACUGUUUUUUUUUCAUUCUUCUGCCAUUUAUUCCACUUCUGUUGAGACCACCUGGUGGUCCCUCUUGGUGGCACUGUGAAUUGAAACUGAAACAUUUUAGUGAUAAUUACUCCUGCCCAUUUUGACUGAGAGGCUUGAAACCAACCUUAAUAGAUCCCUCUCUUCGCAAAGAGAGAAAUGGACCCAUAAAACAUUUUUUGGAAAUGACUUUAUUAGCUCUUGUGAAUGUUAGCGUGCUAGAGUAGUCCAUCGCUGUGUGAGACAUCCUCCUGACUCAAUGUCGAUGAGCAUGUGGGUUCAUUUUUGUUUUCUGUGUUCUUGUUUUCUAAAAAUGAAAAUGGGAAGUUUUUAUGGCUUCAGUUAUAAAACAUAUUUCAUCCAUCUGCGGCUUGUUGAAGCUAAGAACAAAGUUAUCUGGUAAAAAGAGCUAAAAUUGAAUGUUUGAAUGAUCAGUGGAAAAUGCUACAAUAAUCCCAAACAAUUACAAUGAUCCCAAUGUUGGUGUGAUUACCUAAAAUAUUUUGCAGUUGAUGUAUUAAACAUGGAUAUAAUUUAUUGGUUGA